AUGGCGACCACUUACCCAUUUCCCGACAACGUCCAUGUCACCAGCUCCGUUACUCUCAAGCUGACUGACAACAAUUACCUUCUCUGGAAAACGCAGUUCGAAUCUCUCUUGUCAAGUCAGAAGCUUAUCGGCUUCGUCAAUGGUGCCGUCACUACACCAUCCCAGACUCGCCUUGUUGUUAACGGUGAAGUCACUACUGAAGUCCCAAAUCCGCUUCUUCAGACCUCUCGCGAGAUCUGGAUAUCUCUUGCCGAGAACUUCAACAAAAGCAGUGUUGCUCGUGAGUUCUCCCUCCGUCGCAGUCUUCAGCUUUUGUCCAAGAAAGAUAAGUCUCUUUCAACCUACUGUCGUGAGUUCAAGUCAAUCUGUGAUUCCCUGAGUUCGAUUGGAAAACCAAUAGACGAGUCUAUGAAGAUUUUUGGCUUUCUGAAUGGUUUAGGCCGUGAAUACGAUCCCAUUACCACCGUAAUACAGAGCUCCUUGAGUAAGCUUCCCCCACCAACCUUCAAUGAUGUCAUAGCUGAUGUUCAAGGGUUUGAUAGCAAGCUGCAGUUGUAUGAGGACACCAACUCUGUUACGCCACACAUGGCGUUCAUGACUGAGAAAACCAAUCCGUGUGCUCCUCAAUAUGAUCCAAAUCAGAGGGGUCGUGGACGCAACAGAGGCAGAGGUGGCUACACAUCACGUGGUCGAGGGUUUCCUCAACAUCAGACUACUUCACAGUUGCAAGGGCAAAGACCAGUUUGUCAGAUUUGUGGGAGAGUUGGUCACACAGCGAUCAAAUGCUACAACCGCUUUGACAACAACUAUCAGAGUGAGGUAUCUGCACAGGCCUUCUCCACACUCUGUGUGUCUGAUGAAAGAGAAUGGCACCCAGAUUCUGGUGCAACUGCUCAUGUCACAACAUCAACCUCUGGUCUUCAAGAUGCAAAGGUUUAUGAGGGGAAUGAUGCUGUCAUGGUUGGAGACGGAGCCUAUCUUCCAAUCACACAUAUAGGAUCUGCCACCAUUUCUACUCCCAAAGGUAACAUUCCCUUAAACGAAGUGCUAGUGUGUCCUGAAAUGCAUAAAUCUCUUCUGUCUGUGUCGAAACUAUGCGAUGAUUAUCCCUGUGGUGUGUUUUUGACUCUAAUAUGGUUUACAUCAUCGACUUAA
Molecule: messenger RNA, 1155 nt
Organism: Camelina sativa (false flax)
Lineage: Eukaryota; Viridiplantae; Streptophyta; Magnoliopsida; Brassicales; Brassicaceae
Source: RefSeq, a predicted model, not a curated record